GUCUGCCAUGAGACCAAGACAAAGAAGAGUUCCUUCCUGGGCGAGCAAAUACAAAGGAACUGAAAAGAAGUUUCCACAACUUGACAGGAUAAAAUACUUUAAACACGGCAGCGAGGUCCCCUAUGAAGUGUGUGUGGAGCUAGAGGCUGACAUUUUUGCAGACCCACCAAACACCUCCAGGGAAAAUGUCCAGAACACUGAAGUGCAGGAGUUCAAAUUCAAGGUCGAGAUGGAGAAGGAGAUGCCACUACCCAGGGCUGAAGACUUCCAGAGAAGUGAUUCAAGAUAUCCAAUCCACCAAGAAGAGGAAGCUGGAGGAGAAGAUUACACUCUGCCCAACCUGGUCACCAAGAACUUCUGUGAUCCUCAGGAUUUCUCUGAAGAAAAGAGCUCCCAGUCCAAGAAGCGGCUUCUACUAGAUUCCUCAGGGAUCUCAGGCAGGACCAAGAGACCUUGUCCACAGGGCAGUCUUGGCCCCACUUUGUGCUACCACCAGAAGUGCUGUGAACUGGUCUUGCUGCAUGAGGAAGUCAAGGAAUUGCACACUAGAAUAGAUGCUAUGACCAUUGCCAUGAAUGCUUUGCAACAGUACAUCCAAGCCAUGCAUCAGCUCCUGGAAAUCCAGGUAAAGAGAUGUAGUAGUUCGAAGGAAAAUUGCAAUCAGAGCAAAGCCACCAGGGACCAACCAGUCCUCUCCUUCCCAUUUCCAGCACACAGCACCCCCUUUAAAAGCACUCUAUGCUCCACUUCCUCAGCCAGACCCUGUCAAGAAAGAGCCCACAGACCCUGUCACAAUUCUGCCUCGUAAAAUGGCUGAAGCAACUGGGAAGCGGUGUGCACCCUACCCCGAUUCCCAGAGAUUCACGCUAUGUCCUCAAAUGACACUACACCUGCAUGGACAAGAAGUGGCCACUCUGAGGGAAACACUUCAUUCUCAGAGACCGAUGAUGAAGAUUGUUAACUUAUUACUGACCCAGUGGUGACAGACUAGCCAUGCACCAGGAGACACACCCCCUUUUGUAAUUUGUAAUUUCUUAUCAGUAACUCUCCAUAUCUGUUAGAAAGGUUGUCUUUGGUUUUAUUUUCUUCUAGUGAGAUUAGUAGUGUGGGGAGGAGAGAAUUUGGACAUUUCACUUUGAGAAGCAAAAUGUAAAGAACUUAAUAAAUAUCAGCUUCUUUGCUUGUAACACCCAAUGGCUUUGCUGCUGUUGUUAUUUCCAGCAUACUGUUCUUGUGCUUCAGAUUCCCUUGAGAUCAAGAUCUACUGCAUCAUUAUGCUUUGCAUCCAGUUCCUGACUGGAACACAUCCCACAGACACCCACUGGCCAGUGGCUUGGGGAGAGAAGUUUUGAGUAAAGGGAGCUAGAGCUGACCCUUCAGAAGCACCUUCCCCUUCUGCCAGAGUUCUUUUCUCAAUAUCUCCGAGGCCAUCAUAUAUUUAGCUUCUGUACCACUAUCGCAGAUGGUUAAAGAGAAGUUAAAACUCUCCCUCUCCCCAUUUAGGAGGAAGCGAGAUGGCACAGUGGAUAGAGUGCCAGGUCUGAAGUCAGUAGGAACUGGGUUCAAAUCUGACCUCAGACACUUCCUAGCUGUGUGAUCCUUGGCAAGUCACUUAACCCUGUCACCUAGCCCUUGCCCUUCUGUCUUAGAGGUGUUAUUAAGCCAGGAAGUAAGGGUUAAAAAAACCAGAACAGCUCUCCCCUUUUGAUGAUGUGAAUCUUAAAAUUUCUCAGACUCUACCUUAGAUGGUUAUGGUUAAGGUUAUUCCCCAUUUAAACAAUGGAAGUACUUGAUCAGAAACUAUUGAGAACUUAAACUUACUCCACCCAUAUUUAGGCAUACCUUAAGGGGAAGAUAAAGUUGUAACACUCUUUACUGAACAAUCAAUGAAAAGUACUUAACCCAUACUUAUAGUGAGGCAAAAGCCCUUAAGCUGGGUCUAUUUUUAGAAAACACAAAAGGGUGCUAAGUACCUAUGAAGGUCAAAUUAAUCACUAAAAGGGCAAGUUUAGCAAAGAGAUGUGAAAUACUCAGAAGUUUUAGUCUACCCAGAGAAGGUGAUAACAAGAUGUGAAUUAAGAAUGGUCAGUCCUGUGAAAACCUCUACUGUGAUUGGUAGAUGUGAAAACUUAGGGGAGGUGACAUAGGAGAAAAUUCUCUUUGAAAGGAGG
Messenger RNA from Monodelphis domestica (gray short-tailed opossum), 2171 nucleotides. RefSeq lists its product as uncharacterized. Lineage: Eukaryota; Metazoa; Chordata; Mammalia; Didelphimorphia; Didelphidae. The record is from RefSeq and is a predicted model, not a curated record.